This is a messenger RNA of Caenorhabditis bovis, 867 nucleotides long. Lineage: Eukaryota; Metazoa; Nematoda; Chromadorea; Rhabditida; Rhabditidae. The record is from the annotation of a GenBank genome assembly.
AUGCAUCGUUUACUCGUCGCCGUUCAACUCUCAGCAAUAUUGAUGCUCGCCGAGCUAGCAGCAGCUCAGACUGGCUCCAGAACUUGCAUCCUGUGCGCCUCGUCAUCGCUUAAAAAUCGCUGGUAUUUGACGGGUCUCGCGCCGGUCUCCGACUCGAUUUUCAACUCAAACUGCGACGAGCCGCAAUCUCAAACAAUGGACGCGUGCGCCGGACCAUGUAUGACAUUAAUGUUCGAAGAUCCCGAUUUGGGACAGGUCAAUAAUGGACUAACAUCGGUGUUGGUGGUGCGCGGAUGUCAUACGACAUUGACAAAUGCUCUCUCUGAUCGCUCGGCUUCUUCCGAUGGCAACGGUGCGACGAACAACUUCUGCGAGAUGGACGAGCGUUAUCGAAUGGCGGAUUUGCGUGGCAACAUUGUCACCGUCAAAAUGCUUGUCGCGUUCUGCUCAAACUCGGAUCGAUGCAACACUCGGCCAGUGUCGAACGCUUUCUCAGCAGCCACUUGCAAUCAGCAAUCUCAAAAUCGAUUGCUCAACAAUGCGCCUUUAAAUUGCUAUGACUGUCGACCCAGUGAGGGCAACAAUUGUCAUGAGAGCAGCUGCAACAAAAAGUAUUGCAUGAAACAGCUCGUGCAGCUCGAUGGAGGCUAUCAGGUGAUGAAGACGUGCUCUGACGUCAACAUUUUCGGACAGGACAAUCAUUGUCAGACCUACGACGUUCUCACGAAUCCCGGCGGUGUUCCAGUCAAAAGUCAACUCACCCAAUGCUAUUGCAAAAACAAACAGUUCUGCAAUUCCGGCACAAUUUUCACCACAAUUUCAAGCGUUUUAGUUGUCAUUGCUUAUGCAUUGCUCAAUACUCACUAA